AUGUUACAGCCAGUACCUUCCAGUCAAAUUUUAAAUGCGCCAUUCGCUGGUUGGAAUGUCGUCGACUCGGCUACGGCUGCCGCUGUAGCCAAUAACAUAUAUCCAUUCAAUAGCAAAUCGCAAUCACAACAUCUCAAUAUGAAUAAAAGUAGUAACGGCAAUAGUAGUACCGAGGGCAAAACAUCUCUCAAUAACCAUGAUAAUAGUCUUUCGAUGACUCCUUCGUGUAGUACAAAUAACAGUCAGAACGUUACAACUAAUGUUGAUAGCAGCAAUGCUAAUAUUAGAAGUGGCACCACUAACAACGGUGAUUGCAAUAGCAUUAACCAUAACAACACUCACCGUUACAACCAGGGUACUUGUAGCUAUCAAGGCGGGCAUAACAUUUCCAGACGUCAGAAUGGGCAAAGCUUAACAUUACCACCUUCGAACCAUUUUAACAAAUCGCAAACACCCAUCUACGUCCCACCGAAUAGUAUCCGCAGUCAUGCAAGCCUCUAUGGAGCAUGGAGCGUACUCCAUCAAAGUCGAUCCCUAGAUUUUAGUAGUCCAAUGUUCAAUAUGUGGUAUCCAAAAUAUAGCCUUGAGUCUACACCUCAUUCUUCGAUGUAUACGGCCAACUAUCCAAGUGGAUUUACUACAGUAACACCUAGUAAUCAUCCAUUAACGACAACAUGUUCGGUCCCAUCUGCAAGUGGAUUGCAACAUUGGAUGGAAACUAACAAUUCAACGCACACUCGUUCGCAGCAUUCGGCACAUUCGUCUGUAUCACCUGGAUCACCAUCAGCUAUCCAUGAUGCAAGCUUUUCACAUCGACACAAUGAUAAUAAGAAGAAGAUAAAGAAUGGUAAUGCAACUAAAGGGACAAGAGCUUGUGCUAAUUGCGGUGUGAUUUCUACGCCAUUAUGGCGUCGGGAUGGCAGUGGACAAUAUCUUUGUAAUGCUUGUGGUCUUUAUCAUAAGAUUAAUGGGGUUAAUAGACCGUUAGUAAAACCAAACAAAAGAUUGUCAUCCACACGAAGAAUGGACUUGAUUUGUGCCAAUUGUAACACCGAUAGAACUACACUAUGGAGGAGAAAUAAAUAUGGACAGCCUGUGUGUAAUGCUUGUGGCCUAUACUUUAAACUUCAUGAAAUAAAUCGGCCGAUGUCCCUAAAAAAGGAAUGGAUACAAACUAGGAAAAGAAAACAUAAGAUUAAAUCAAAGAAAAAGAAUCAUAUGGCUUUAUCACCUGGAUCUAAAUCUCUAUCUAAUACUUCAAUUUUUUCCAUGGAUGAGGAUGAGAUAGAACAUCAACAUUACUCAACUUCAGCACUCUACGCUGAGGAAAUAGAUAGCAAUGACCAUGGCUUGGUUAUGGAUGUAACCGCUCAUAAAUUUUUCAUCGUUGUAAUGGAAGUGACAUAA
This is a messenger RNA of Trichoplax adhaerens, 1407 nucleotides long. RefSeq lists its product as uncharacterized. The record is from RefSeq and is a predicted model, not a curated record. Gene Ontology annotation, biological process: positive regulation of transcription by RNA polymerase II; cell fate commitment; negative regulation of transcription by RNA polymerase II. NCBI's taxonomy places the organism in Eukaryota, Metazoa, Placozoa, Uniplacotomia, Trichoplacea, Trichoplacidae. Bases 1 to 1407 code for a protein of 468 amino acids. The transcript is spliced from 5 exons. Gene Ontology annotation, molecular function: RNA polymerase II cis-regulatory region sequence-specific DNA binding; zinc ion binding; DNA-binding transcription factor activity, RNA polymerase II-specific.